Messenger RNA from Symbiodinium sp. CCMP2592, 822 nucleotides. Lineage: Eukaryota; Dinophyceae; Suessiales; Symbiodiniaceae. The record is from the annotation of a GenBank genome assembly.
AUGGCGCAGGGGGCAGAAACGCACCAUUUCUGGAACCCGGCGUCAGCAUCAGCGUCUGGCGGCAAAUCUCUGGCCUUUAAAUCUGCCGUGGUGUUGACAUCUACAUUUACAGUCGCUUCGGUCGUGUCAUUGAUUGUUGAGCCACUCUACGGUGAGCAAUUGGUAGAGCAGUUCGUGAAAGACACGCAUGCCGGAGAGAGCAGUGUUCCCAAAGUUCCCAACGUCCUGUUCCCGGAAGAUUGGAGAUACAGAACACAUCGCUGGCCGCAGCUUCUUUUUAUGACGCAGCAAGAGACAGAAUUCGCACGGCGGAUGACGAUGUCCUUGGUAAUCGGCGCACUGCUUGGUAUUGAAAGACGAGAAUCCAACAGAGGAGCUGGCGUACGGACUAUGAGCUUAGUUUCGCUCGGAGCAUGCAUCUUCACCAUUGGUUCGCUUUAUGCCUUCGAAGAAGGAACGCAAACAUGGGAUUCAUCUCGAGUUGCUGCUGCGCUACCUUCAGGUGUGGGGUUCUUGGGGGGUGCAUUGAUCUUCAAAGACUCCGGCCAAAUUAAGGGGCUUACGACCGCCUGCGGUGUGUGGCUGGCUUGUGCUGUGGGCAUGUGUUGUGGCGGUGGGCUGUACUUCGUUUCCUUUUUUGGUGUGGCUGGUGUUGUGGCAAUGCUUCGUUUCGGGCCUCGAUCACCAAUGCCGGAGGAUGAACCAGACGUGACGGAAACAGAGCCAAAAGCACCCGGACUUGUCGAGGGGCUUGACCACCCGCUGGUCCGCAAGAGGUCACUCACGAACCCUCCGAAAACCUUGAUUGUUGGUGAUGAGUAG